UCACGCAUCGACAUACUUUUCCGCAUUCGAAGCCAUCAGGGAGAGGAGACGAAUCCUCUAGUCCACAAAGAUUGAUCUCUUUGUCCCAGUCCAGGAGCGGACCGGGACAAGAGGAUCAGAAGAUCCGGUUACUCCCGGAAACAAACUAACGGCCGUGAUAUCUAUCAUAUCCCCAAGGCUUCCUCCCUGCCCACCCACCUCCAUGGCUUCUCUCCUCUCUCCUUCUGCUUCUCUGCUGGGCCGUGACCGUCUGCACCUCGCCUACCCCUCCGCAUCGCCUCGGAGGGCCGGCCUGCAUCGCCUGCAACCGAUCAAGGCCUUCAGCUCUGCCGAUCCCCCUAAGGAGACUCCUGCCAAAACCACCACCGAAGCUACCAAGCCGCCUGCCCCGUCUCCCCCCAAGAAGCCUGUAUAUUCAAUGAAAAAGGGGCAGAUUGUAAGAGUGGACAAAGAAAAGUACCUAAGUAGCAUCAAUUAUCUAUCCGUUGACCAUCCUCCUUAUUACAAAGGGUUGGAUUACAUAUAUGAAGACCGUGGGGAGGUGCCUUUCAUUCACUACACUUGUUGGUUCUGGACAUGCGAAUUUUUGAGACCGGAGAAUAUGCUCUUCACAGGUUGCUUGGGUUGGCAUUCCCACUGCACCAGCAUGGCUACCUACAUACAUGCUGAUCAAGUCGGAGAAACUCGAUUAUGAGAGAAUAUGAUCUUGGUGGAGACUUAGCAUCUUGUAUCAACGGUAACAAAAAGUGGAAAAACUUUGCAAAGGUAAAGAUUUUCUCCGUUCUUUUGUCAGCGUUGUCUUCUUUUAUGUUCAAUGUAGAUCUCUGAUGAGCAUAAACAUCACAAUGAAUCCUGGAAAUGUAUAUUUGUAAAAACUUAAGAUUGCUGGUACAUUAGACUA
This is a messenger RNA of Zingiber officinale, 901 nucleotides long. RefSeq names its product NAD(P)H-quinone oxidoreductase subunit O, chloroplastic-like. Gene Ontology annotation, cellular component: plasma membrane. Bases 203 to 694 code for a protein of 163 amino acids. Lineage: Eukaryota; Viridiplantae; Streptophyta; Magnoliopsida; Zingiberales; Zingiberaceae. The transcript is spliced from 6 exons. Gene Ontology annotation, molecular function: oxidoreductase activity, acting on NAD(P)H, quinone or similar compound as acceptor. The record is from RefSeq and is a predicted model, not a curated record.